GCCCCGGGGGCAGAUGUUCUUCUUCCUCUACAACCACACUAUCUUGAUCGCUCGCCACUUCCUGACUUACCUGCCAACAGCUUUCACCGAGAACAAAGAGAAUGACUACAACCAACACACCCGAGCGGACUGUCUAUCAGCCAAUUCACGAAUCAUUGAAGGCCAGGCUAGAUCCUGAGUAUGUCACUUUCCACGAAGAGGUGCUCCAAUUCAUCAAGCCCCAAGAAUGGGAAGCUUGGGAUCCAGCCAGCCGUCUUAAACCUUCUGCGGUAACGCGGGGCUCCCAGAUGCAGGUCGAAGUUGGCAAUGUCACCGACUACGACAUAGGAUCGAUGCAGGCCAGAGUAUUCACACCCGCUGGAGAACAGCCCGAGGCAGGAUGGCCAGUCUUGGUCUGGCUUCAUGGAGGUGGAUGGGUGAUGGGCGGCUUGACGAGCGAGAAUGGCUUCUUACGGCAUGUUUGCAGGUACAUCGGAAUUGCCGUAGUUACCAUAAACUAUCGACAUGCCCCAGAGCACAGGUACCCUAUCGCCGUGGAAGAUUCGUUGGCAGGGUACAAAUGGGUGUUGUCUCGAGCCGCCGACUUGCAGAUCAAUCUCGAGAAGGUUGUCCUUGGUGGCCUCUCAGCAGGCGGGAAUCUGGCAGCCAUCUUGUCGAUGAAGAUCAUCCAAGCAGAGUUACCAAGCAAGCCACGGCUUUUGCUAUUGAUCUGCCCAGUCAUCGACAAUACGGCUGACAUCAAGACCGGCUGGAUUGCGUCUCAGCAUGCUCCGUGGCUCACAUCCACGCGCAUGACCUGGUACCGCGACAUGUACCUCGACGCUGAUCAAGCUAGUUCGUGGGAUGCGUCUCCUUGCUUUGCGACUUCCGAGCUGCUCUCGAGGAACCCGAAGACAUUCAUCAUGGUAGCUGAGUGUGACCUCUUGGCACCUGAAGCCUUGGAUUACGCGCAUGCCCUAUCUGCGGCAGGAGUCGUCGUUGAGCAUAAAGUAUUUCCAGGCGCAACGCAUUCAAUGCUCGUUCUUGCGGGGAUCAAUGAGAGGAGCAGACAAGUCGUCCAUGACGCCUGUGACCACAUCGCAUCCGAGGUUGGCCAUUCGUACGAUCGAACAACGGCUCCCAUACUGCCUGCCAACUAG
Messenger RNA from Microdochium trichocladiopsis, 1139 nucleotides. RefSeq names its product Alpha/Beta hydrolase protein. The record is from RefSeq and is a predicted model, not a curated record. The coding region runs from base 102 to 1139 and encodes 345 amino acids. Gene Ontology annotation, molecular function: hydrolase activity. The transcript has 4 exons. Lineage: Eukaryota; Fungi; Ascomycota; Sordariomycetes; Xylariales; Microdochiaceae.